This is a messenger RNA of Coturnix japonica (Japanese quail), 1560 nucleotides long. RefSeq names its product sorcin (gene SRI). Gene Ontology annotation, molecular function: calcium ion binding. Lineage: Eukaryota; Metazoa; Chordata; Aves; Galliformes; Phasianidae. The record is from RefSeq and is a predicted model, not a curated record.
UCUAUUAAAUAAUCGAUGAGUCCAUGCCCUUUGCGGUCGCUCCACCGACAUCACCCAACUCGCUGUCAGCGGGCCACACGACGGCUCGGCACUGAGGAGAAAAUCGCCGCUCCCGGCAGCAGCGCGCCGCCCACUCGCUCAGAGGAGGAAAAGCCGCCUUGGGGCCGGGGCCGUACCACGCCGAGCCGAGGGGUGCCAGCGGGCCGAUGGGGAUCGCCCUCCGUUCCCUCAGCUCCCCUGCGGCCCCGCCUCGCGUUGCUCGGCCGCCCCAUCCACCGGGGGCUGUCGGUUGAAUCUCGGCGUGCAAGAAUCUCCUGUCGGCUCUCAGCGGAGCCUGCGGCCCGCCCCGCCUUCCCUCCCCGACGAGGCCGAGUGUUUGUGGCCGGGCGAGGCCGAGCGGGAGGGGCAGUAUGGAGCAGCUCCAGGAGGCCCAGCAUUCCCUGGACAAGCUCAGGAUCCUCUCUAUGGUUAUUUUACUGCAGUAGCUGGACAGCUUUCAACUUGGAGACAUGCAGACUCAUGAUCUCAAUGCUGGAUAGGGAUAUGUCUGGCACACUGGGAUUUAAUGAGUUUAAGGAGCUGUGGGCUGUGGUCAAUGGCUGGAAGCAGCACUUUGUGAGCUUUGACAGCGAUGGAAGUGGUACAGUGGAUCGCCAAGAACUGGAGAAAGCCUUGACAAAUAUGGGAUUUAGAUUGAGCCCACAGGCAGUGUCUGCCAUCACCAGGCGGUACAGCACUCAUGGGAAGAUCACAUUUGAUGAUUACAUCGCCUGCUGUGUGAAACUCAGAGCUCUCACUGAUUGUUUUAGAAGAAGGGAUACGUCUCAGCAGGGUUUUGUGAAUUUCCAGUACGAUGAUUUCAUACAGUGUGUUAUGAGCAUCUGAAUCGAAAGGGAACGUGGACGAUCACAGUUAUCAUCCCAGUUCGUGCUUUGCUUUGCCAAGUUAGCACAUGAUCGCGUGCCUCUAUGUUGGAAAUGAUGUAUUUUCUGAAGGUAUUGCUUGACACACUUGUUCAGUUUUGAUAAUGAAUAUGAACUAAUCAUACACUGUCUUGUGUAACUUCCAACCUGUUGCUGUUAAAGAUGUUUUAUUUUCAUGAGCUCCUAAGGCACAAUGCAUAACAAAGAUUAUGGACAUAUUAUGUUUUUCUGUAAUUACUUUUUUUCCUGUGAUUCACUAAAAAAUGUUCCUGGAGUGAAAGCUGCCACCCUCUGUUUUCAACAAUAUCAUGCAGAUGGCAUAAGGGAACAUUCUUUUGUCUUUGGCGAUGCAAGACAUAUAAAAGCUGAAAGAGUUGGCUUUGGUAUGGCGUCUCUCAUCUGUUAGAACAUGAAGGUAAAACUUAAGGUGCUUGUUUUGACAGCUGGGCAUUUUUAAGAUGAGGUCAUUGACACCAUGCGCUGAGUGUGAGACCGCCUGUUAUGGCUCCUCAUAAGCAGGAAUAAAAUAAAACAUAGCAGAGAACUCUUCCAACAGUGUGCCCUUCUCUGGGGCUGUUUGUUUCAGUAAGAUUCUUGCUCUCUUUGUGUCACUACAUAAAACAUUUUAAAACAAAAA